Messenger RNA from Danio rerio (zebrafish), 1123 nucleotides. NCBI's taxonomy places the organism in Eukaryota, Metazoa, Chordata, Actinopteri, Cypriniformes, Danionidae. The record is from RefSeq and is a predicted model, not a curated record.
UUAAUAUUCAUACAACAAACCUUCCCCAUAGUAUGGUUAUCAUCAUUCUCCACUUGCAGGUCUUCUCUCGGUUAAGAUGGCCACUAGUCCCAAAAGACCCUCACUGGGGGCUGUGGCCCCACGUAAAAAAGCCAGUCCAAAAUCUGAACUGACAGAAGAGCAAAAGCAGGAAAUCCGUGAGGCGUUCGAGCUCUUUGACACUGAUGGCUCUGGUUAUAUUGAGGUGAAGGAGUUAAAGGUGGCCAUGAGAGCACUGGGCUUCGAGCCUAAAAAGGAGGAGAUCAAGAAAAUGAUUGCAGAGGUUGAUAAAGAGGCUACGGGAAAGAUCUCUUUCACUGACUUUCUGUCAGUGAUGACCCAAAAAAUGGCUGAAAAAGACUCUAAAGAAGAAAUUCUUAAGGCUUUUCGGUUGUUUGAUGAUGAUGAGACUGGAAAAAUAUCUUUCCGGAAUCUAAAGCGAGUGGCGAAGGAACUCGGGGAGAACCUCACAGACGAGGAGUUACAGGAAAUGAUUGAUGAAGCAGACAGAGAUGGCGAUGGGGAAGUAAACCAGCAGGAAUUUCUUCGCAUCAUGAAGAAAACAAGUUUGUACUGAAUGUUAUCUGAAGCACAUUAACUUCUAUGUAAACAUCAUUUUUACUUAUGAUUUCACACGUUUGUGCACAGUACCAUUCCAAAAACCUUGAUGCCUGUUGAACCCAGUGGUCAUUUCAGAUCUGCGUGGGUUUGCCAAAUAGCAACACGUCAGCUGUUUACACUAUAUAUUCUCAAAUAUUAUCAGUAAAGAUAAAAAGUAGCAUAUAAACAGAGGUUGUAUUGAUGAAGUCAUUUAUUGAUGCUUUAUGUGGAUAAAUCUUACCCAGAUAGAAUUUUUUUGUGGGGUCAUGUUUCAAAAUAAAUUAAAUAAUUAUAAAAUACUUUUCUAUAAAAGCUUAUUUGUUGAUCAGAUUAAUAACUAUCCCAAAACACUUUUUAAAAAAUGCAUUUCAGAAUUACUACUAAAACUCUAUAUACAGAUGAAGACUGUAAUGAAGUUAUUACCCUCCUGUGAAAUUUUUGUUGUAGUUGUUUUUUAACAGAGCAAGGACAUUUUUCACAGUAUUUAUCAUUAUAUUUUUCUUCU